GGGGCUUAAACAAAAGUGGGAUGAUCUCGUCUCCAAAGCGCCUACAUAUCGAUGACACAUGUCAAAUUCUCUGGAAGCUCAUAUUAAACUAGCCGACAGAGACAGGGAAUCCACAGAGCCGCACCGGACACAGGAUAUAAAAGUAUGUCCACUUGGAAGGUGGCUGUUAUUAUUGGGCUGGGAGUAGGUGCAGUGCUUAUCAUGCAAAGCGGAGAUCUGCUGGACUCAGUGGGCAACGGGUACCCGAUAUGGAGGGAAACGGGGCUCCUCGCGCGGGUUGUGGUCUGCAUCACCGCCGGGGUUUCCCUCCUCGCUAUUGGCUGGCUGCACGGGCUGCUCUUCAGUCCCCUGGAGCUGCUUAGGGGGCCCGAUGAUGUGGGCUACAUCGCCCAGGACGGUCGCUCCAGAGCCCAGGCGGCAAACCAGGUCCGCCGCAGGAGGAAAACCGGAGAGCUGCCUCCGGUCUAUCCGAACGGCUGGUAUCGAGUGCUGGACUCACACAUGCUGAAGAGGGGCGAGGUCAAAAGUGCAUCUGUUCUAGGUGAGCAGGUGGCAGUGUUUCGGGACCAGGACGGGAAGGCCUACGUGGUAGAUGCCUACUGCCCUCACCUGGGUGCCAAUCUGGCUGUGGGAGGACGGGUGGUGGGAAGCUGCAUAGAGUGCCCAUUUCAUGGAUGGCAGUUUCGGGGGAACGAUGGCAAGUGUGUGAGGAUCCCCUAUGCAGAAAAAGUGCCAGAGUUUGCCAAGGUGCGCUGCUGGCCCAGCUGUGAGGUCAACAGGCAGAUCCUGGUUUGGUUUCACUGUGAUAAAGUAGAUCCUCAGUGGAGCGUCCCAGAGCAGCAGGAAAUUACAAAGGGCGAGUGGGUCUAUCGGGGCAGAACUGAACAUUUUAUCAACGCUCACAUAGAGGAGAUCCCUGAAAAUGCAGCAGACAUCGCCCACCUCAAUCACCUGCACACACCGGGUAUUUUAAGUGGAGUAGAUCUGCGCUACACCUACAGCAAAACUUGGGAAUUUGUGCGGCAUGACUGGAAGGUUCAAUGGGAACCAGAGCCAGAGCCCAACAAACAUUGUUCUCAGAUGUUGUUGAAACAUGCGCUGACUGUGUUUGGAUGCCACUGGCCUCUCCUGGACAUCUGUGUCGUGGCCAGGCAGGUGGGUCCGGGAAUGGUGUUCCUGCAGUUUGACCACUCUUUCUUGGGCCGGGGUGUUAUCUUGCACUGUGUGACUCCAGUGGAGCCUCUGUUGCAGUGUGUCUCCCACACCAUCUACUAUCAGUCUAACAUCCCACCUCUGGUGCCCAAAUUCAUCCUCAAAGCAGAGUGCAUUCAGUUUGAGCGCGAUGUGAUGAUCUGGAACAAUAAGAAGUACAUCUCCAAGCCUCUCCUCGUGAAGGCAGACGCAGCCAUCCAGAAACACCGGCGCUGGUACAGUCAGUUCUACAGCGAGAACAGCCCGCGGCUGCAACACCAGCGUGACACUUUGGACUUCUGACCUCUCUGAACUAAAAGUGGAGAGAGAUCAGCAGAGAAGAUGUCAGGUCAGGGUUGACAUUAAUCAGAGGUGUCAGAGGAGGGAGUCCACGAUUAAUUUUCAUCUGUCUCAUAUAAUGAAUAAAAGGAGGAAAGGAGAGCUGAUUUGUUUGUGGGAUGGGGCUCUUUUAAAAGCCUGAAACUUAUGUUAAACCGUAUAACCUCCUUUAAUAAUUCUGAUUGAGUAUGACUUUCCAGCUUUACAUAUGCAAGUGCCUACAGAUGUCAUGUCGCCUGGUUGGACCAGCAUAAGUAACUGAGUUUUUACUCUGCAAUAUGCAAAUACUGAUACACAUACAUAAACAGUAACAGUCUUGUGCUUAGGAACAGAGAGCUAAUCUUGUUUUUUGUCUGUACGUGUGCUAUGGGUUAAUAUAAACCACCUGCCUCGAGUUCGAGUUCAGUGAAAAGUCUCACACCACUAUGAUCUUAUAUCAGUUUCUUUCUCACUCUGGCUUUAUCUGUACUAGAAAACACGAAUCUGGCCUUCCAAUCUGUAAGUUUAAAUCACACGGGCAAGGCCUCAGCCGCAGGUGGAAUGGCAGGUGUGUGUUUGUUUUCCGAUUGGUAUCUCAGGUUAGCCGGCUGAUAGUGACUUUCUAGUCACAGCCGUGUGCAAUGACAACCUAAAGUACCACUCCACCAAUCUUUUAGGCUUAUCUCUCUCUGUUAUCUCCUCUAUUCCUCAAAAAAACUGUACAACUUUGUAACAAGGAAAAAUGAAGCUAGACUUUGGGUUAAGAAAAAACAUUGGUGAUAUGUCCUGCU
Etheostoma spectabile (orangethroat darter) is the source of this 2300-nucleotide messenger RNA. Its product is annotated as cholesterol 7-desaturase nvd. Gene Ontology annotation, molecular function: 2 iron, 2 sulfur cluster binding; oxidoreductase activity. Gene Ontology annotation, biological process: cholesterol metabolic process. Lineage: Eukaryota; Metazoa; Chordata; Actinopteri; Perciformes; Percidae. The record is from RefSeq and is a predicted model, not a curated record. The coding region runs from base 145 to 1494 and encodes 449 amino acids. The transcript has 7 exons. Gene Ontology annotation, cellular component: cytoplasm.